Spinacia oleracea (spinach) is the source of this 2399-nucleotide messenger RNA. RefSeq names its product succinate dehydrogenase [ubiquinone] flavoprotein subunit, mitochondrial. Bases 181 to 2079 code for a protein of 632 amino acids. The transcript has 16 exons. The record is from RefSeq and is a predicted model, not a curated record. Gene Ontology annotation, molecular function: flavin adenine dinucleotide binding; electron transfer activity; succinate dehydrogenase (quinone) activity. Gene Ontology annotation, biological process: mitochondrial electron transport, succinate to ubiquinone; tricarboxylic acid cycle. NCBI's taxonomy places the organism in Eukaryota, Viridiplantae, Streptophyta, Magnoliopsida, Caryophyllales, Amaranthaceae. Gene Ontology annotation, cellular component: respiratory chain complex II (succinate dehydrogenase).
ACAUUUCCAAAAGUAUUAUUUACCCAAUUAAACCUGUGAAUUUAUAUUUCCUUUUUGCAUUUUCGUCUUUCCUUCCUCCCUCCCUCGAAUAAGGAGACAGAAACCCAGAAAAAAGGGACUUCAUCGUUCAUAUCAAACCUUGAGCAAAAACAUCAAAGAAGAAGAAGAAGAACAUAAAAGAUGUGGCGGUGCGUCACCCGGGGUCUUCGUGCCCAUUCCUCCAAAACUUCUCCGAUCUCUUCCCAAUCUCUCUUCCCCAGAUUCUUCUCCUCUCUAUCCAAUCCGGUGAGUGGGUCCAGCUACACGGUGGUAGACCACACCUACGAUGCGGUUGUCGUCGGAGCAGGUGGUGCCGGUUUAAGAGCCGCCAUCGGGUUGUCGGAACAUGGAUUCAACACCGCUUGUAUUACUAAGCUUUUUCCUACUCGUUCUCACACCGUUGCUGCUCAGGGUGGAAUCAAUGCUGCUUUGGGUAAUAUGAGUGAAGAUGACUGGAGAUGGCACAUGUAUGACACCGUUAAAGGAAGUGACUGGUUAGGUGACCAGGAUGCCAUACAGUAUAUGUGUAGAGAGGCACCAAAAGCUGUGAUUGAGCUCGAGAAUUAUGGUUUGCCGUUUUCUCGAACAGAAGACGGGAAAAUAUAUCAACGCGCGUUUGGUGGUCAAAGCUUGAACUUUGGGAAAGGGGGGCAGGCCUACCGAUGUGCAUGUGCUGCUGAUCGAACUGGCCAUGCUUUGUUGCACACUCUUUAUGGACAAGCUAUGAGGCAUAAUACACAAUUUUUUGUGGAAUACUUUGCAUUGGACCUUAUUAUGGAUGAUGAAGGUGCUUGCCAAGGUGUAAUCGCUUUGAAUAUGGAAGAUGGGACGUUGCAUAGAUUCCGUUCUAAAUCAACAAUUUUGGCUACUGGGGGAUAUGGUCGAGCAUAUUUUUCUGCAACCUCUGCGCACACAUGUACCGGAGAUGGAAAUGCAAUGGUGGCACGUGCUGGCCUUCCGUUGGAGGAUCUUGAAUUCGUGCAAUUCCACCCAACUGGUAUCUACGGUGCUGGAUGCCUAAUCACUGAAGGGUCCCGUGGUGAAGGUGGUAUUCUGAGAAAUAGUGAAGGUGAGCGAUUCAUGGAAAGAUAUGCUCCAACAGCUAAAGAUCUUGCAUCCAGGGAUGUUGUAUCUAGAUCUAUGACGAUGGAGAUUCGAGAAGGCCGCGGUGUAGGACCAAUGAAGGAUCAUAUUUACCUUCACUUGAAUCACCUGCCUCCGGAAGUACUUCAGGAAAGACUUCCUGGUAUCUCUGAGACAGCUGCUAUCUUUGCCGGGGUUGAUGUUACAAAGGAACCCAUCCCAGUCUUGCCAACUGUUCAUUAUAACAUGGGUGGUAUUCCCACAAACUACUAUGGAGAGGUUGUCACCAUUAAAGGUGAUAAUCCAGAUGCAGUCAUUCCUGGAUUGUUGGCUGCUGGGGAGGCUGCUUGUGCAUCAGUUCAUGGUGCUAACCGUCUUGGUGCCAAUUCUCUUCUUGACAUUGUUGUUUUUGGUCGAGCUUGUGCUAACCGAGUUGCGGAAACCACUAAACCAGGGGAGAACCAGAAACCUUUGCCUAAGGAUGCUGGGGAGAAGACUAUAGAGUGGUUAGACAAAUUAAGAAAUUCAAAUGGCUCUCUUCCAACUUCCCAAAUCCGCCUGAACAUGCAACGAGUUAUGCAGAAUAAUGCUGCUGUCUUCCGAACACAGAGUACACUGGAGGAAGGUUGUCAAUUGAUUGAUGAAACAUGGGAGACUUUCCAUGACGUUCAAGUCAAAGACCGCGGUUUGAUAUGGAAUACUGAUUUGAUCGAAACCAUAGAGUUAGAAAAUUUGUUGAUUAAUGCCUGCAUCACCAUGCACUCUGCUGAGGCUAGGAAAGAGAGCAGAGGAGCUCAUGCCCGUGAAGAUUUCACGACAAGAGAUGAUCAAAAUUGGAUGAAACACACUCUAGGAUUUUGGGAGAACGAGAAGGUUAGACUAGAUUAUCGACCAGUUCACCUAAACACAUUGGACGACGAGGUGGAGUCUUUCCCUCCUAAAGCUCGUGUAUAUUGAUGUGCUUCAUCCGAAUAAAACCCCUCGCCAAACAAGUAGGAUAAAGGAAGUUAACAAUAGAAAUGAUAUACUUAUGAUGUGAUAGAGAAACAGAGGGGAUAAUACUUGGGUGAAUUUCAUUUUUUUCAAUUGCAGCGAGAAGGGUGUUGUUACCCUUUGAUUAUUUUCUAAAAGCUUCCUGCAAUAAUAUGGUUUUGAGAGAGAGAUUUUGUUCAUGAACCAAAUUGGUGAUAAUUCAGAAAGUGAAUUUGUAAUAAUAACAAUGUCUGCGUUUUUGUGUAAACUGCAUUAAGGUAAUAAGAAGCUCAAUUUGUUCUUUA